Molecule: messenger RNA, 3215 nt
Organism: Drosophila yakuba
Lineage: Eukaryota; Metazoa; Arthropoda; Insecta; Diptera; Drosophilidae
Gene: c(3)G
Product: paramyosin
Exons: 9
Coding region: 170-2368 (732 amino acids)
Source: RefSeq, a predicted model, not a curated record
AUAGCGCUCGUGCAAAUCCCGCUGGACUUCAUUGCGCUCCGGAACCAGAAACCAAUAGACGCCAUCCACCCGGACAUCUGUAUCAAGUUCAUGGCAAUCGGAUUUGGCGGGCUGGUAAAAAUCUGGAAAAUAUCACCGGUGGCGCUAAAUCAUCUGCUUGGCUGGCAAAAUGACGGGUGUUAAGAAAAGACCUGGAUCACCGAUAACUGAGGCAGUUCAUUCAAAAGCGCCAAAGGCAGGUACAGUUGCCCAAGAAAAGAGCAGUCAGAUCCAAAAUGUGAGGAAAAAGGACCAUUUGAAGGCUCCAAUUUCGGAAAGAUCAAACGAAAAACCCUCCAAGAAAAGGGCUCCGCAAGUGGCUUCUAAGAUGGAGACAUCGAAAAUUGAAGGGCAAAUGUCUCAGGCUGCGGAAAAAACACAGAAGAGCCAAUCUUCCGCUGCCACCGAAGAUAUUUCCAAAACAAAUAUCAAAAAAUCUCCCAACAACGGCGAAGAAUUAUGGGUAGAUAUUCAGAAGCUGUCGCCACAUACGGGAGCAAUGCUUCAAAGCUUUAUAAAACAAUACAACGACUCGCUCUUAAAUAUCAAGAAGAAAGACUUGGUUGCGAGCAAGAAAAUGAGAGCCAUCGUCAUGGACUCGUUGAAGAAAGAGUCGGAAAAUAUCAGCCUUAAAGGAAAGUUGUCAAGUAUGGAGCUGGAGCUGACCCAAGUGAAAAAGGAGCUUCUGGAACAGCAAGAGAAGAGUGCGGAGAUCACGAAGAAGUAUAUGGAAGUCAACAAAAAGUAUGCCCACGGCGAAAAAUACUACGACAAAGAGCUGGAAAUCAUUAAAGCGUGUAUGGAGCAGAAAAAUUUGGAGCUCAAAGACGCUAAAUCUCGAAUGGACCUACAGGGGCGAGAGCUGAAGAAUGUGCAGCAAACGAAUAUCCAGUUAGCUGGGGCAUGCACUGGUUUUAAGACGGAUUUGAAACAUGCAGAAGUGGCCUACUCCAAGAUUCAACAAGAACUCACAGGAUUCAAGCAGAUGUACGAAGCCCUAAGCCUGCAAUUCCAAGAUAUGUCUGCACAAAAGAAAAAAAAAGAGGCAAACAUCUUACAACUAAGCUCCGACUUAAAUGCAAAGAUGCAAGCCUGCGACGAGCUUGCAGAGCGCAAUGAGCAGGUGACAAUAGAAGCCAACAACGCCCUGUCGAAACUGCAAAGUGAUUUAGAAGCCAGUGAAUUACGGUUCGUGGAGCAGCAACGAUUGACUGAUCAAGCCACGAAGGAACUGGAACUUUAUCGGAAUCAGAUAAACACGUUUAAAACUCUCAUUGAGGAAAAAGAAACCAGACAUGUUUCCCUUAGUGGUGAACUGACUCAAAUGAAGGAGAGGUUGGGGGAAUUAUUCAAUAUAAACGAAAGUUGUCUCAAUGAAUUGACUGAAACGAAGUUAAAGCACUCUCAGGAAAUUAAGGAGCAAGCUGAUGCCUACGAGAUUGUUGUGCAAGAGUUAAAAGGCCUAAUGGACAAGGCGUCAGUUGAUUUUGCACAGCUUAAGAGCCACAGUGAGGAACAACAAAAAGAAGCCUCUCUACAGGUCUCCCAGCUUCAGGAAAAACUUACUGAAAUGGAAUCCCAUCGCAGCAAUCAGGAGGAGCUAAUAAAAAGUCUUGGCGAUGAACUUCAAGAAAAAACACACGUCUUUAAAGAAGAACUUACAAGACAACAGGAGCAGCUAUCAAAUGAAAUGCAUAUAAGGGCAACUGAAGCCGAGCGCGAAAGUAUGCGCAGUGCUGAAGAAAUACAAAAACUCAAAUCUGAACUGGAAGAAAGAAAUAAAGCUUUUAAGGCUGUACAGGACAAAUUGGAAAACAUGAUAAGUGAUCAUGGUAGACUAAGCAACACUGUUACCAAUCUUCAGGCUAAAAAUGAGGAAAUCGCAAUUGAAUUAUCGACGGCCACAGUUAAAUUUAGCCAGGAAUUAAAGUCGCAGAAAGAUAACCUUAUGCAAAAGGUAUCUGAAUUGGAGCUUGUAAUUCAAAGAAAAGAAACUGAAAUUAUUGAACUUGAGCGUCAAAAGAACAAUGAAAUGGCCGUGCUGCAAUUUAAAAUGAAUCGAAUUAAUAGCGUGAUUGACCAGCCAGUGAGCACCAUUAAGCAGCUUAAGGAUUCCCAAGGCCCGACCAAAACUCAAAGCAUCCCAAAUAAGGUGAAACCGGAGGCAGCAGACAAAUUGUCAAGAACUGCAAAAAAGCGAUUACGCUGUCUAACAUCUAUAUCAUACGCUUCAGACUUUGAAAGCGAAGAUGAUAGGCCAGUCGAUCUUAAGCGCACCUUCAAGCGGCAAACGUGUAAAAGUGUCUGCGGCAGUAAAGCCACAAAAUGAAAUGGAUUUGUUCGACAUGGUUAAGAAUACCAAAUAAUUACGCAGUACCACAUAAGUUCAUUUCUUACACUUCUUUAUGAGUAAAAAAGAAUAUGGAGUUUAGAAAUUAAUUCAAUAUCAUUUGAACAUCUGUAAUUCUUAAAAAACUUGUCUGAACUUGGCAAGUUAUUUUUAAGAACAUGAUUUCUUUAUGUUAUUAAAUCCCCAUUUGUAUCCAAUGUAAACAUCAUGAACUCAUCAACGUUCAUUUCUUACACUUCUUUAUGAGUAAAGAAGAAUAUGGAGUUUAGAACAUAAUUCAAAUUAAUUCAAUAUCAUUUCACUUGUGUGAACUUGGAAAGUUAUUUUUAAGAACGUGAUUUCUUUAUGUUAUUAAAUCCCCACUUAUAUCUAAUUUGAAAUCAUCAUGAACUCAUCAACGUUCAUUUCUUACACUUCUUUAUGAGUAAAGAAGAAUAUGGAGUUUAGAACAUAAUUCAAAUUAAUUCAAUAUCAUUUCAACAUCUGUAUUUCUUUAAAAACUUGUGUGAACUUGGCAAGUUAUUUUUAAGAACAUGAUUUCUUUAUGUUAUUAAAUCCCCAUUUGUAUCCAAUUUAAACAUCAUGAACUCAUCAACGUUCAUUUCUUACACUUCUUUAUGAGUAAAGAAGAAUUUGGAGUUUAGAAAUUAAUUCAAUAUCAUUUCAACAUCUGUAUUUCUUCAAAAACUUGUCUGAACUUGGCAAGUUAUUUUUAAGAACAUUAUUUCUUUGUGUUAUUAAAUCCCCAUUUGUAUCUAAUUUAAACUCAUCAUGAAGUAUUUUAUCCAAUGAUCCAAUUAGUUUGGCAAUAAAAAACUCGGUAAAA